AUGUCUACCUCAGCUCAACAUAGUCAACCCCAACAACAACAACAACAACAACAACAACAAAAAAGCUGUAAUUGUGAUUUGCUACUAUGGAGGAACCCUGUUCAAACCGGUAAAUAUUUCGGUGGGUCCCUGUUAGCCUUGUUAAUUUUGAAAAAAGUUAACUUGAUCACUUUCUUUUUGAAGGUCGCUUACACUAUCUUAUUCACAACAGGAUCUAUUGAAUUUGUAUCUAAACUCUUUUUGGGACAAGGUUUAAUCACCAAGUAUGGCACUAAGGAUUGCCCAAACACCGUCGGCUUUAUUAAGCCUCGCAUCGAUGAGGCUUUGAAGCAAUUACCAGUUUUUCAAGCUCACAUAAGAAAAACUGUAUUCGCUCAAGUCCCUAAGCACACUUUCAAGACUGCUGUCGCCUUGUUCCUUCUACACAAGUUCUUCUCCUGGUUCUCCAUCUGGACUAUUGUCUUUGUCGGUGAUAUUUUUACUUUCACUUUGCCAGUUAUCUACCACUCCUACAAGCACGAAAUUGAUGCUACUGUCGCUCAAGGUGUAGAAAUUUCUAAGCAAAAGACUCAAGAGUUCUCUCAAUUGGCUUGUGAGAAGUCAAAACCAUACUUGGACAAGGUUGAAUCAAAAUUGGGCCCAAUUUCCAACUUGGUCAAAUCUAAGACUGCUCCUGUGUCCUCUACUGCUGGUUCUCAAACUGCCAGCACUACUAAGUUGGCCGCCAAUGUUCCAUUAGAACCAGAAUCUAAAGCUUACACAUCUUCCGCUCAAGUUAUGCCAGAAGUUCCACAACACGAGCCUUCCGCUACUCAAGAAUUCAACGUCGACGAAUUGUCUAAUGAAUUAAAGAAAAGUACAAAAAACUUGCAAGAUGAAUUGGAAAAAAACAACGCCUGA
Molecule: messenger RNA, 900 nt
Organism: Saccharomyces paradoxus
Lineage: Eukaryota; Fungi; Ascomycota; Saccharomycetes; Saccharomycetales; Saccharomycetaceae
Gene: RTN1
Product: Rtn1p
Exons: 1
Coding region: 1-900 (299 amino acids)
Source: RefSeq, a predicted model, not a curated record